Molecule: messenger RNA, 1527 nt
Organism: Rangifer tarandus platyrhynchus (Svalbard reindeer)
Lineage: Eukaryota; Metazoa; Chordata; Mammalia; Artiodactyla; Cervidae
Source: the annotation of a GenBank genome assembly
AUGUCCGGGGGCUUCGAGCUGCAGCCGCAGGACGGCGGCCCCCGGGUGGCCCUGGCGCCCGGGGAGACGGUCAUCGGCCGCGGGCCGCUGCUGGGAAUAACAGAUAAGAGAGUGUCCAGAAGACAUGCCAUUCUUGAAGUGGUGGGUGCUAAGCUUCGAAUCAAACCGCUACACACAAAUCCAUGUUUUUAUCAGUCUUCUGAGAAGAGCCAGUUCUUACCAUUGAAGACAAAUACGUGGUGCUGGUUGAAUCCUGGAGAUCGUUUUUCCUUCUUAGUUGACAAAUACAUUUUCUGUGUCUUGUCUACACAUUCUGAAAUGGAAAUGGAGUGUACUUUAAGAAAUAGUCAAAUUCUUGAUGAAGAUGAUAUAUUGAAUGAAACACCAAAAUCUUCCUCAGUUGAUUUGCCCGAUAAAAAACCCAGUGCCCCACAACUGGGAAGAAGCAUAGAAACAGCAAAGACCCAGACCACUGCAAAUAAUGUGUCUUUCAUAGGUGAAAGUAGAGACUCAAGUCAGCAACAGCCAAAUCCUUCCCAGAGGAAAAGAAUCCUCCCAGCAUGGAUGUUGACAGAAAAUUCAAGUGAUCAGAACCUUUCAGUCAUCAGUGAAGAUAAUAAUGUAACCCGAGAAAGUGAAAAAGAAAGAGUCUGCAAAGAAAAAACCCAAGUAAACAUAACACAGCAAGGAAAAAAGCGAUUAAUUUCAUCAGGAAGUUCAGAAAGUACAUCAGCAGAGCAAGACACAGGAAAAAAGUGCAAAAAUGAUGAUCAGGAAGAGUCUAUCAUUUCAUCCAAGGAAAUGCCACAUUCAUUUUCUGCAGCCACGUUACAUAACACAGAGGUAAAUAACACUAAUACUAAUCCACAGAGAAGCAAAAUCCCAGUAGAGGCACUUGGCAAGGUUUCUGAACAUAAAAUCAUCACUGAGGGAAGUUCAAAUAGAGACAGCAUGGCAAGAAGUUGUUCUGAGAGUUGUUCCAGUACCCAGAGCAAGUCUUUCUGUGAUGAGCCUCAAAAAUCCCAUCCUGAAUCCAGCUCUAAUCCGCCCAGUCCUGAAUGUGUGCAGAAGGCAACCGAUUCAGUUUCACAUGGUUCUGAAGAAAACAAGGUCCAGAGAACGUCCUGCAUGUAUGGGGCAAACUGCUACAGGAAAAAUCCUGUCCAUUUUCAACAUUUCAGUCACCCUGGUGAUAGUGAUUAUGGAGGUGUAAACAUCACGUGUCAAAAUGAAGCUGAUGACUGGCCUGAAUGUCCCUAUGGAGCAUCUUGUUAUAGGAAGAAUCCCCAGCACAAGAUAGAAUAUAGACACAGUACAUUUCCAGUGAGAAGCAUUUCAGAUGAAGAUGACAGUGUUGGGCAACCCAAUGAGUACAACCUGAAUGACAGCUUUAUAGAUGAUGAGGAAGAAGGAUACGAGCCAACAGACGAAGAUUCCGACUGGGAACCAGAAAAGGAAGACCUAGAGAAGGAAGAUAUGGAAGGGCUUUUGAAAGAAGCAAAAAAGUUUAUGAAAAGAAAAAAGUGA